Molecule: messenger RNA, 1428 nt
Organism: Meyerozyma guilliermondii ATCC 6260
Lineage: Eukaryota; Fungi; Ascomycota; Pichiomycetes; Serinales; Debaryomycetaceae
Product: fungal specific transcription factor domain-containing protein
Exons: 1
Coding region: 1-1428 (475 amino acids)
Biological process (GO): positive regulation of transcription by RNA polymerase II; DNA-templated transcription
Molecular function (GO): zinc ion binding; sequence-specific DNA binding; DNA-binding transcription factor activity, RNA polymerase II-specific
Source: RefSeq, a predicted model, not a curated record
AUGCCGCUCUCGGCUCCCGUAUCAUUUCUGUCGAUUCCAGAAGUAUUUGCAAAUUUCUUGUUAACCAACUAUACAACUUAUCAUUUGCCACAGUAUCCGUGCGUGUCCAAAAUCCUGCUCGUGGAGUCGUUUAACAAAAUAUUUGUCACCAAGAAAGAAUGCACUGCCUAUGACUACAUCACCGUUUCAUUGGCAAUGGCUAUAAGUGCUAGUACACUUUUGUGGAAAAACGAACGAGCAGCCGUUGCAUCUUCAAAUGCACUUUUCACCACGGCAGCACAACAUCUUUCUGAUUUGGAUUGGGAAGAUAGCACAGAAACUCUUGCUAUAAUAUUACUCUUCAGUCACUAUUCCUACGCAAAUCCUGUUGCUUGUGAUACAUGGUUUUUAAUGGGGAUGGCAUUGCGUAUGUCCUUCAGUCUAGGAUUGCAUCGGGACAUGCCGAAAGACGAUCUCAAUGCUCUCGAGAUUGAUACUAGAAGGCGCUUAUUUCUCAUGACUUCCAGCAUGGAACGUGCCUUGUGCUCCCUUCAUAUGAAACCAACUUUUCUCUCUGACCAAUACAUUUCGUCAUUGGACCCUUCUCCACUAGGUGACGAAUUCAUAUCUGCUCAAGGACUUGACGAAAACGGUGUACACUAUAAAGGAGCUGCGUUACAUUUCCACAAGCAUCGGUUGUUACAAUCUGAAAUGUUUGAUGUUCUCUGGAAAGGCCGUCUUGAUCCAAAAAUCAAACUUGAAGAUUGGAUGGAGGACAUGGAUCAACGAAUGACUCAAUGGUACUUUGAUGCUGCUCCUUUUACUAAAAUUCACCAGCUCAAGUUCCGGGAAAUCAAUAAAGUUCAAGGCAGUCUUCGUCUAAAACGACGCAGCCCAUACUAUACAGAUCCAAUUUUGAAGCAUAGAAUUGACCUAUACUACGAUAUCAAGCGUUUGAUUUCCAUCAACCAAGAUUUAUUCUCCAGCGGUCACCUCAGUUACUUAUUGUACGGAGUACAUUUCAUGGUGGAAAGCGCAGUAUGCUUAUUGGAUAUGAUGUGGAACCAGUUGGAGUUGGUACUCAAUACGUUCAGCUUCCAGGAAGUUCACAAUGUCUUCCGCAGUUGCUUGGAAGUUAUAACGAGGAUGUCCAGCAGAUGGCCUGCUGCUCAAUAUUGUGUUACUGUAUUGAGCGAUUUGGAGUACGAAGUGGCUGCAUUCAAGUACCCUUCAGCUUUGUCUCAGAAAGUUGAGGUGAGACCUGAGCAAGAAAUUUCCGAUCAAAUAUUCAAUCUCCUCUUUCCAGACUCACACUAUGAGGUGGUGAAAGAACCUGAGAACAAAGAUGUACAGCUCUUUGAUACCAAUGAACUUGGAUGGGACAUUGAAUUCGAAAGUGUUAUCAACUGGAAUGAGGACUGGGCAUUGUCGAAUAUUAUUUUGGACUAA